Molecule: messenger RNA, 3343 nt
Organism: Prunus mume (Japanese apricot)
Lineage: Eukaryota; Viridiplantae; Streptophyta; Magnoliopsida; Rosales; Rosaceae
Biological process (GO): protein phosphorylation
Molecular function (GO): protein kinase activity; ATP binding; receptor serine/threonine kinase binding
Source: RefSeq, a predicted model, not a curated record
GAAAUAUAGAAAGGGAGCUCACACACACACCAGUCCAGUCCCAGCAGAAUUUCAAUCUUCCUCUCUUCUCUCAAAGAGAAAGAAAAGAAAAGAACAGAACAGAAAAGAAAAGAAAGAGAGAAAAAGGAGAAAAGCAGAGGCAUAGUUUCUUCCUUGCAUUUGAAGACUCUUUCUUUUUGAAGAUGUUUGAUUCCUCAACCCCAUACUCACUUGAAGUUUCUCAGAUUCCUCUUACUUUGCCUUCCUUUUCCGGAAAAUCCACAACUACCCAAAUGCUUAAAUCCCUUCAUCUUCUCUUUGAAUACUUCCAAACCCACUUGUCUUGAAUAUUUUUCCCAAGAAAAAAAGAAGGAAAAGAAAAAAACCAUCAUGGUCCUUCCUUUCAUUGUCUUGACAUUUUUCUCUCUUCUUGGCACCUCUUGCUUUGCUUCUUCUUUGGUCAGUGAUUUUCAUGUCUUGGUCACACUCAAGCACGGCUUCCAAUUCCCCGAACUGGCUUUAAGCACUUGGAAUUCUUCAUCUCCAAGAUCAGUUUGUUCAUGGGCUGGAAUUCGAUGCUAUAGAGGAAGAGUUGUUGCAGUGGACUUAACAGAUUUCAAUCUUUUUGGCUCUGUAUCUCCUCUGAUUUCAGGCCUCGACCGGCUCACCGACCUCUCUCUUGCAGGAAACAACUUCGCAGGCAGCAUUGCCAUUGCCAACUUCACAAACCUUCAGUUCCUCAACAUAUCCAACAACCAAUUCAGUGGGAGCUUGGAUUGGAACUACUCAAGCAUUGCCAACUUGGAAGUGUUUGAUGCUUAUAACAACAACUUCACCGCUUCUCUUCCACUUGGGAUUUUGAGCUUGAAGAAGCUCAGGUACUUCGAUCUUGGAGGCAAUUUUUUCAAUGGAAAAAUCCCAGCAUCAUAUGGGAAUUUGGCCAGCUUGGAGUACUUGUCACUUGCAGGCAAUGAUCUUAAUGGAGAAAUUCCAGGUGACUUGGGCAAUCUCACUAACUUGAGAGAGAUUUACUUGGGCUACUACAACGUUUUUGAAGGUGGGAUUCCAAAGGAGUUUGGGAAAUUGGUCAAUCUGGUUCACAUGGAUCUCUCAAGCUGUGAAUUAGACGGGCCAAUUCCCCGGGAGCUGGGGAAUUUGAAGGCGCUCGACACGCUUUACUUGCACAUCAAUCUGCUCUCAGGCUCAAUCCCAAGGCAGCUAGGCAACUUGACAAACUUGGUCAAUCUUGACCUCUCCAACAAUGCACUGACUGGUGAAAUCCCAUUUGAGUUUGCCAAUCUCAAACAGCUCAAGCUUUUCAACCUCUUCAUGAACAGAUUGCAUGGCUCAAUCCCAGACUACGUCGCGGAUUUGCCUAACUUGGAAACUCUGGGGCUGUGGAUGAACAACUUCACCGGCAUAAUUCCACAGAAGCUUGGCCAGAAUGGGAAGCUUCAACUGCUCGAUUUGUCAUCGAAUAAGCUCACCGGUAAAAUCCCACCAAACUUGUGUUCAUCAAAUCAGCUGAGAAUACUAAUUCUCUUGAAAAACUUUCUCUUUGGUCCAAUCCCUGAAGCCUUAGGGGCAUGUUCUAGUCUCACUAGAGUAAGGCUGGGGCAGAAUUACUUAAAUGGUAGCAUACCAAAUGGCUUAAUUUAUUUGCCUCUGCUGAGCUUGGCAGAGUUGCAAAACAAUUACCUAUCUGGAAUGUUGCUAGAGAAUUCUAAUGGCUCAUUGGAGCCGGCCAAAUUAGGCCAGCUUAAUCUGGCAGACAACCUCCUAUCCGGUCCUUUACCCUACUCGCUUUCGAAUUUCUCUUCCCUCCAAAUCCUCCUACUUAGUGGAAAUCAAUUCUCUGGUCCAAUCCCACCUUCAAUAGGCCAACUCCAUCAAGUACUAAAACUUGAUCUUAGCAGAAAUUCGCUCUCUGGUGAAAUCCCACCAGAAAUUGGAAACUGUUUCCAUCUCACCUACCUUGACAUGAGCCAGAACAGCCUCUCUGGCUCAAUCCCACUAGAAAUUUCCAGCAUUCACAUCCUGAAUUACUUGAACAUAUCAAGAAAUCACUUGAACCAAAACAUUCCCAGAUCAAUAGGCACCAUGAAGAGCCUCACAAUUGCUGAUUUUUCCUUCAAUGAUUUCUCAGGAAAGCUACCUGAAUCAGGGCAGUUUGCCUUCUUUAAUGCCUCUGCUUUCGCGGGCAAUCCCCAUCUUUGCGGUUCACUCCUAAACAAUCCUUGCAACUUCACCGCAAUCACAAACACACCGCGAAAACCCCCCGCGGAUUUCAAGCUGAUCUUCGCAUUAGGCCUGCUAAUAUGCUCACUGGUGUUUGCUGCUGCUGCUAUAAUCAAGGCCAAAUCAUUCAAAAGAAACGGCCCGGAUUCAUGGAAAAUGACUUCCUUCCAGAAGCUGGAAUUCACAAUCUUCGACAUCCUCGAAUGCGUGAAAGAUGGGAUAAAUGGGGUUGAAAUUGCUGUAAAAAAACUCCUUGGUUUUGGACCAAACAGCCAUGAUCACGGCUUCAGAGCAGAAAUUCAAACCUUAGGCAACAUUCGGCACAGAAACAUUGUGAGAUUGCUGGCAUUUUGCUCAAACAAAGAAACCAAUCUGCUUGUUUACGAGUACAUGAGAAAUGGAAGCUUGGGGGAGGCAUUGCAUGGGAAAAAGGGAGGAUUCUUGGGGUGGAAUUUGAGGUACAAAAUUGCCAUUGAAGCUGCCAAAGGCCUGUGCUACCUUCACCAUGAUUGUUCUCCAUUGAUACUUCACAGGGAUGUAAAAUCAAACAACAUUUUGCUCGAUUCGAGCUUCGAAGCGCACGUUGCUGAUUUCGGGCUCGCUAAGUUCUUGAUUGAUGGUGGAACAUCUGAGUGUAUGUCUGCAAUUGCAGGCUCUUAUGGCUACAUUGCACCUGAGUACGCAUAUACACUGAAGGUGGACGAGAAGAGCGAUGUAUAUAGCUUUGGGGUUGUUCUGUUAGAACUUCUAACAGGUCGUCGUCCAGUGGGAGAGUUCGGGGAAGGCGUCGACAUAGUGCAGUGGUCGAAGAAAGCCACGAAUUGUCGAAAAGAAGAUGUUACAAGCAUUGUUGAUCCAAGGCUAGCAAUAUCUGUACCCAAAGAUGAAGCAAUGCACUUGUUCUUCAUUGCAACGCUUUGCAUCCAAGAACACAGUGUGGAGAGGCCAACAAUGAGAGAAGUUGUUCAAAUGCUAUCGGAGUUUCCUCGCCACUCCCCGGACUACUUCCAGUCCUCCUCAUCCUUAGCCACUUCCCAACAACCCAAGAAUACUGAGAAAGACACAAAAUGUGCCAAGUUCAAACAAGAUAUUUUGGUUUAAUAUGAAGCAAACAUGAUUUUUUUUU